AUGGACGCAGCUAAAGCAGCUAUUUCGAAGUUUACCUCUCACAAGGGCCAUCAUACCUCAGUGGAAGAACAUGUUCAACCAGCAGUGACCCAGGAAACGGUCAAGCCUCAUCGUCAUGAGGAGGCCACUCAGGCCGUUGAUCGAGAAGUUCACCAGCAACAUUACCACACGACAGUGCAACCCCUCCAGCACCAAGAAGUUCUACCAGAGAAGCAUACCCACAACGUGCUUCCCACUGAAAACCGAGAGUUUCGCCAUGGCAAUGACCACGAAACACAACAACGACUUGCAUCCGAGUUGGCCAACUUCAAAGACAGUUCGCGAACUGAGCAGACUCGUCAUACGACUUCGGCCGGAGGAACUGUAACCGGAGAGCAUGUUCAUCACCACGUCCAUGAGACUGUGGUCCCCGUGGUCCACAAGGAAACCAUUCAGCCCGAGGUGGUUCAUACUACGGUUCCUAUUCAUGAAACUCAUCAUGCAGCUGCCCAACACCAUGGUCUUUCGGCACUGCCCAUGAAGACUCUGGAUGAAUUCAAGAGCAGCGGAGGCAAACUUACGGGUGCUUCUGGUACUCACGGAGUUUCGCGUGAAGAGUACGACGGCGCUCCUCGUCAAUACAACGAAAAGCUAUCGACAACUUUCGACAAACUUGGUUUGGGCCAUCAUCAGCAGCAGACUGGUUCAGGAGUGGGUGGUGUGGGUAAUCAUACCACCUCGGGUACUGGACAUCAUGGCGUCGGCACAGGAGCUGCCGGCGCUGGCGUUGCGGCUGCCGGAGUCGGAGCUGCAGCUCAUCAUCGCCGUAGAGGUUCAAACAGCUCAUAUAGCAGCAGCAGCAGUGAAGAAAGUGUCGGAGGGACAAGAAGGAAGAAGGAUAGGCUGUCAAGAAAAGCCGUUGGUACAGGUGCGGGAGGAAUUGCAGGCACACAUUCCACUGGAGCUUCUGGCACUUCAGCAUCCAACACGAGCCAACAUAAGCCAAGUUUGAUGGAUCGUCUAAACCCUCGCAAAGACGCUGAUGGAGAUGGGAAGGCUGGCUUCAAUGACUGA
Molecule: messenger RNA, 1053 nt
Organism: Exophiala bonariae
Lineage: Eukaryota; Fungi; Ascomycota; Eurotiomycetes; Chaetothyriales; Herpotrichiellaceae
Exons: 2
Coding region: 1-1053 (350 amino acids)
Source: RefSeq, a predicted model, not a curated record